Molecule: messenger RNA, 366 nt
Organism: Cyclocybe aegerita
Lineage: Eukaryota; Fungi; Basidiomycota; Agaricomycetes; Agaricales; Hemipholiotaceae
Source: the annotation of a GenBank genome assembly
AUGACAUCACCGUCUGGGGUAGCAAUUAGGGGCUUUAAAAAGCUGGUAAAUCCACCCGGUGGUUUUGCCGCCAUGCCUCCUUCUCAUGAGGUCGCCCCAACCAAAGUUGAUACACUUCCACAGCAAGGCUCUACCCAGCCCGGAGAUGGAGCCACGGUUCAUGCUGGAGGAGAAAUAUAUCCCACCGAGAUGUCAGCCUCGACUCAACCUUCUCAAACGACAGGAAAGGUACCUUUCAAAGAGCAGGUUGUCGGUUAUGCCCAGAAAACAAGAGGGACCCUCCUUGGAAAGCCUGAGUUGAAAGAUCACGGCGAGCGAAUCCUUGCAGGGCAAACCACGCAUGCCCAGGACCGAGAGAAGAACUGA